AUGUCGUUUAAUGACGGUGCAGUUAUCACGGGCUCCAGAAAUACUCUGAAUUUGGUUGCCACUCGCCAGAUUCCGUAUCCAAAGUUGGAAGAUGAUAUGAUCAUCAUUAAAGCCGUCGCUUACGCAGUUAAUCCAACCGAUUGGAAACACGUAUACCCCGAAGACUUCAUUGGCCACCAAUUAUCAGAAACCUUCAAGUAUGCUGGCUUGGGGAUUCAUUCUCUUGCCUGUGUGUUUGGCUCGAUGGGCUCCUACUUGGGAAAAUCUCUUGCUAGACCGCUCACGUUUUAUCAAAGGGGCAAUGUUGCCGGGUCCGAUGUUAGUGGUAUAGUAGAAGAAGUUGGUAAGAACGUUGAUACUUUUAAGAAAGGCGAUAUAGUGAACGCUUCUCUUCAUGGUGGCAUCAAUAAAAUUGGGGGGUUUUCUAAAUAUGUCAUGGUUAGUCCAAAUGCAACCGUCAAAUACCCAGUUGGUCAGUUAUCAGAUAAACCUUUGGAUAUUGGAGAGCAUCCAUGUGGCCCCAUUACUUCUUUUGAAUCAGCUGCUGCUGUUGGGGUUGGGCUCAAGACAAUUGCUCUAAGCUUUUAUUAUAACCUUGGAAUCCCGGUCGAUAAAUUGAAAAAUUCUAAUGAUUAUCUAUUGAUUUGGGGUGGUGCUACUGCUACAGGUAUAUUAGGUAUCCAAAUUGCCAAAUCAGUCUUUGACAUUAAAGUUAUCACUACUGCCUCGAAGAAAAACCACAGCUUCUUAUCUUCUUUAGGUGCUGAUGAAAUCUUUGAUUAUAAUGAUGAUGACGUUAUUGAGAAAUUGAAAAUCGCCGGUGGGGGGAAAAUCAAGUACGCUUUAGAUUGCGUUUCUAACCUAAAAACCCUUCAAUCAAUUUACGAUGCCACUGAAGGCACUAGUGACGUGACCAUUGAUAAUCUUUUGUUCCUCAAUGAAAAGUCAAUCACUACUAAUCCAAAAAGAAAAGUCAAAUUCACUUCCACUGAUGCUUACUUGGUUGAUGGUAGAAAACAUUUUGGCCAUGUUGCUUCUCCCAAAAUGUUAGAAGAGUAUCUCGACUUUUGGAAAAAAUAUGUCCCCUCCUUAAUCAAAACUAUCAAAGCUCCUCCUUUAAAAGUUUUACCAAGCGGGUUGCAAUCUGCAAAUGAAGGCUUGAAAAUGUUUAUUGACGGUAACGUUGCCGGCCAAAAAUUGGUAUUUAGAAACAAUUCUGAGUAA
Molecule: messenger RNA, 1224 nt
Organism: Hyphopichia burtonii NRRL Y-1933
Lineage: Eukaryota; Fungi; Ascomycota; Pichiomycetes; Serinales; Debaryomycetaceae
Product: zinc-binding alcohol dehydrogenase family protein
Exons: 1
Coding region: 1-1224 (407 amino acids)
Molecular function (GO): oxidoreductase activity, acting on NAD(P)H
Source: RefSeq, a predicted model, not a curated record